AUGGUGGGCCCCACAGCCUUGGACGUGCCCCCGACGAUGACGGUCAAGAUCUUCUCCGCUGGCGUGGCGGCCUGUGUGGCGGAUGCCAUCACCUUCCCGCUGGACACCGCCAAAGUCCGGCUCCAGAUCCAAGGUGAAUGCCAGACCUCCAGAGCCAUCAGGUAUAAAGGUGUCCUGGGAACAAUCACCACUCUGGCAAAAACAGAAGGGCCAGUGAAACUCUAUAGUGGGCUGCCUGCUGGUCUCCAGAGACAAAUAAGCUUUGCCUCUCUUCGGAUCGGCCUCUACGACACGGUCCAGGAGUUCUUCAGCACAGGAAAAGAAACAACACCUAGUUUAGGAAGCAAGAUCUCAGCUGGUCUGACGACUGGAGGGGUGGCAGUAUUCAUCGGGCAACCCACAGAGGUCGUGAAGGUCAGACUUCAAGCACAGAGCCAUCUGCACGGUCUCAAACCUCGCUACACCGGGACUUACAAUGCUUACAGAGUCAUAGCGACAACAGAAGGCCUGAUAGGCCUUUGGAAAGGAACUACUCCCAAUCUGACAAGAAAUGUCAUCAUCAAUUGUACAGAGCUGGUUACAUAUGACCUAAUGAAGGAAAGCCUUGUGAAAAACAAACUCCUGGCAGAUGACUUACCCUGCCACUUCGUGUCAGCCCUCAUCGCCGGAUUUUGCACAACGGUCCUAUCCUCGCCAGUGGAUGUGGUAAAAACCCGAUUCGUUAAUUCUCCACCAGGCCAGUACACGAGUGUGCCCAACUGUGCCAUGACAAUGUUCACCAAGGAAGGACCGCUGGCUUUUUUCAAAGGAUUUGUACCUUCCUUCUUGCGACUGGGAUCCUGGAACGUCAUCAUGUUUGUGUGCUUCGAACAGCUGAAGCGAGAACUGAUGAAGUCAGGACAGACCGUGGACUGUGCCACAUAA
Enhydra lutris kenyoni (northern sea otter) is the source of this 924-nucleotide messenger RNA. Its product is annotated as uncoupling protein 1. The transcript is spliced from 6 exons. Gene Ontology annotation, biological process: mitochondrial transmembrane transport; response to cold; adaptive thermogenesis. The record is from RefSeq and is a predicted model, not a curated record. Gene Ontology annotation, cellular component: mitochondrial membrane. The coding region runs from base 1 to 924 and encodes 307 amino acids. NCBI's taxonomy places the organism in Eukaryota, Metazoa, Chordata, Mammalia, Carnivora, Mustelidae. Gene Ontology annotation, molecular function: oxidative phosphorylation uncoupler activity.